CAACUUCAAGAUGCAACCAACCAGGCUACGUCUCGCCGCCAAGGGCGAAAGGCCCAACAUCACCGGUUUCGAUAUGCGCGCCCUGCAGGCAGCGACUGGCCAACCCCGUUACGACCCUUGGGAGAGAGCAGAGGCAUGGCGAUAUACCGGCCGCUUCACCCGCUGGAACCGCUUCAAGAGGGCUUUCCCCGGCCUGGGCAUUGCCACCGUGGCUUUCGCCGGAUACUGCGCUUACGAGCACCUCUUCCUUAACGACAGCCAUCACGGAGACAGCCAUGGCAAGGAUCACCACUAAGAAAACCCGACGAUGUUGUGUAUGGGGCGAGGGAGGGGAAUAUGGAGGGGCAUAGAAAUGGGAAUCGGCACGAUUGGCUUGGCUGUACAUAUACCCGCUAGAGAGACCAAAAAGGAGUCGUCUCCGGGAGAAAGAAUCGAAACGUUUUCUUUUGUCAUGAACAUUGGCACGCCUCAUCCGCCGCCUGGAUGGACACCAGACCAGGACACAGUCAGUGAAAUGCGAGCAUGGGAUGAGAAGACAAAUCGGUGUUUUGUAUGAGGGCGAGAAGGGUGGACGCAACGAGCCAUAGCCCGCAUCCACAAUCCUCAACAAUCCAGUGGAAAGCACUUGGCGGAUCAUUUCAUGUGUGCCGAACACGAAUCCAAAUGGCCGAAGAAAGCAUGAUGCGUCAAAUAUGACCAGAUAUUGCUAUUUUAUCCAGUUACAUCUAAGUAUUGGCCAGUCCAGUCCAGUCCAGUGGCCGCCUAUCGAUAGUCAUUGAAGUCUCAAACCCCA
Messenger RNA from Sodiomyces alkalinus F11, 793 nucleotides. RefSeq lists its product as hypothetical. Gene Ontology annotation, biological process: mitochondrial respiratory chain complex I assembly; electron transport chain. The record is from RefSeq and is a predicted model, not a curated record. Gene Ontology annotation, cellular component: mitochondrion. The transcript has 3 exons. NCBI's taxonomy places the organism in Eukaryota, Fungi, Ascomycota, Sordariomycetes, Glomerellales, Plectosphaerellaceae. The coding region runs from base 11 to 295 and encodes 94 amino acids.